Messenger RNA from Castor canadensis (American beaver), 1391 nucleotides. The record is from RefSeq and is a predicted model, not a curated record. Lineage: Eukaryota; Metazoa; Chordata; Mammalia; Rodentia; Castoridae.
GGAGAAAUAAGAUGUCUGAAUAUAUUCGGGUAACGGAAGAUGAGAAUGACAAGCCCAUUGAGAUACCGUCUGAAGACGACGGGACAGUGCUACUGUCCACGGUUACAGCCCAGUUUCCAAGGGCCUGCGGGCUGCGCCAUAGGAAUCCAGUGUCUCAGUGUAUGAGAGGUGUCCGGCUGGUGGAGGGAAUUCUGCACGCCCCGGAUGCUGGCCGGGGAAAUCUGGUAUACGUUGUCAACUAUCCCAAAGAUAACAAAAGGAAAAUGGAUGAGACGCUUGCUUCAUCAGCAGUGAAAGUGAAAAGAGCGGUCCAGAAAACAUCUGAUUUAAUAGUGCUGGGUCUCCCGUGGAAAACAACUGAGCAGGACCUAAAGGACUAUUUUAGUACCUUCGGAGAAGUUCUUAUGGUGCAGAUCAAGAAAGAUACUAAAACUGGUCACUCAAAAGGGUUCGGCUUUGUUCGUUUUACGGAAUACGAAACCCAGGUGAAAGUAAUGUCACAGCGACAUAUGAUAGAUGGACGGUGGUGUGACUGUAAGCUUCCUAAUUCCAAGCAAAGCCCAGAUGAGCCUUUGAGAAGCAGAAGUGUUGGGCGUUGUACAGAGGACAUGACUGCUGAAGAGCUGCAGCAGUUCUUCUGUCAAUACGGAGAAGUGGUGGAUGUCUUCAUUCCAAAACCAUUCAGGGCUUUUGCCUUUGUUACAUUUGCAGAUGAUCAGGUUGCCCAAUCUCUUUGUGGAGAGGACUUGAUCAUUAAAGGAAUCAGCGUGCAUACAUCCAAUGCCGAACCUAAGCACAAUAGCAAUAGACAGUUAGAAAGAAGUAGAAGAUUUGGUGGUAAUCCAGGUGGCUUUGGGAAUCAGGGUGGGUUUGGUAACAGUAGAGGGGGUGGAGCUGGCUUGGGAAAUAAUCAGGGUAGUAAUAUGGGUGGAGGGAUGAACUUCGGUGCUUUCAGCAUUAAUCCAGCAAUGAUGGCUACAGCCCAGGCAGCACUGCAGAGCAGUUAGGGUAUGAUGGGCAUGUUAGCCAGUCAGCGGAACCAGUCAGGCCCGUCAGGUAAUAACCAAAGCCAGGGGAACAUGCAGAGAGAGCCAAAUCAAGCUUUUGGUUCUGGAAAUAACUCUUACAGUGGUUCUAACUCUGGUGCUGCAAUUGGCUGGGGCUCUGCAUCGAAUGCGGGGUCAGGUAGUGGUUUCAAUGGAGGCUUUGGCUCGAGCAUGGAUUCUAAAUCUUCCGGCUGGGGGAUGUAAGGGUGGGCUAGGGUUGGUUGGUGUGGGAUGGUGGGAAUUCAAAUUUUUCUAAACUCACGGUAAGUAUAUUGUAAAAUAACAUGUACUGAGAAUUUUCAGAAUUGGUUUGUUCAGUGUGAAGUAUAUUCAGCAGUAUUUUUG